Molecule: messenger RNA, 2779 nt
Organism: Malaya genurostris
Lineage: Eukaryota; Metazoa; Arthropoda; Insecta; Diptera; Culicidae
Gene: Bcat
Product: branched-chain-amino-acid aminotransferase, cytosolic
Exons: 7
Coding region: 322-1641 (439 amino acids)
Biological process (GO): L-valine biosynthetic process; L-leucine biosynthetic process
Cellular component (GO): mitochondrion
Molecular function (GO): branched-chain-amino-acid:2-oxoglutarate transaminase activity
Source: RefSeq, a predicted model, not a curated record
GGUUCUCGAACAGUCGAUAUUCUAUCUGAAAGUGUUCGCUCAACGAAACAAUCCAGCGAAGUUAAUCGUAUUAAAUAAUUGAUAGUCAGAAAAAAACCAUACCACGCGAAAAGAAAAAGUGUGAUAGGAUAAUAAAGGAGCUUUUGAAUAUUAAUACAAACGAACUUACAAAGUUGGUGGAAAAGUGAAGUGAGAAUAAAAGCCAAAAGAUAUAAACAGAGCAGUGGAGGACUGUAGAAGCGAACAGAAAAAUCGCAAAAAAAACAAGCGAUACGAGUUUUAGGUGUUUAAUUGUGUUAGUGAUAAAACAUAGUUGCAAAAAUGGUCUUAAGAAGCAAGGAAUUCGCGCGGUACAUCUUCCAGAAUCAACACAAGCUGAUCCAACAGCUGUUGCAGACACACAUUCGACUAUGCAGCGGAGUUUCACAGCAGGCUCAACCGGCGUUGCGCGUAGACGAAUAUGAUGCACCUCGGAUACAGCGUGCUCCCCCGCUAGCCGCGCCCUUUCCGAUGAAGAUUGAACAUGCGCCCGAUGUGGGAGAACAGUUUCGGUAUUCCGAUCUCACGGUCCGGUUGGCUGCACCGCAUCAACUUUCCCCGAAACCAGAUGCCGACGAUUUGACCUUCGGGAAACACUUCACCGAUCACAUGCUGAAGGUGGCGUAUCACCGGAGGCUUGGCGGCUGGCAGAAACCGGAAAUCACCCCAAUGGAAACUCUGAACCUACAUCCGGCGGCCAAGGUGUUUCACUAUGCGGUGGAGCUUUUCGAAGGAAUGAAGGCUUAUCGCGGCGAGGACGGUAGGAUUCGACUUUUCCGACCGGAAAUGAACAUGGCUCGUAUGAAUGUGACGGCAUACCGAUCCGGACUACCCACGUUUGACAGUGAUGAACUGAUCAAGGCCAUGUGUCGGCUGAUAAUGAUCGACUCCGAAUGGGUCCCACAUGCUGAAUCCGCCAGUUUAUACAUUCGACCGACGUUGAUUGGAAUCGAGCCCACCCUAGGAGUAGCAUCUUCGGAAUCUGCCCUGCUGUACACUAUCAUGUCACCUGCCGCAUCGUACUUCAAAGCUGGCGCUGGAGGUUUGAAACUCUACGCAAACCCGAAGUAUGCCCGAGCCUGGCCGGGUGGCGUCGGAGACCGAAAAGUUGGUUCCAACUAUGGUCCGACGAUUCACGUCCAGAAGGAAGCCCUGAAAAAUGGAUGCCACCAAGUGCUGUGGCUGUACGGUGACGACCAUCAACUCACGGAAGUCGGAGUGAUGAAUGUGUUCAUGGUGUACAUCAACGAUGAUGGAGAAAAAUGCCUGAUAACUCCGCCCCUGGAUGGUCUGAUUCUGCCGGGAAUAACACGUGACUCGGUACUCCGAAUGUGUCGCGAAUGGAAUGAAUUCUCCGUCAAGGAAGAGAAAUUCACCAUGGCACAGGUUCGCCAGCUUGCACAGAAAGGACGGAUUUUGGAAAUGUUUGGCACCGGCACAGCCGUUGUCAUCAAUCCGAUCGAGUGCAUUGCCUACGAGAAUGAGGAUAUUCCGGUACCAACGUUGCAACAGGAAUCGCCGGUAUAUCAGCGGCUUUACGACACACUGACUGCGAUUCAGUUCGGCAGGAUCGAACAUCCGUGGUCAACCGUGAUAGAUUGAUUCGAUGGCGUGGACUCGGUUCGGUGGAAAUCAUGCGACAUCUCAAGAUGAAAUCACCCAGUCUUCCCGCUGUCCCUAGUGUUUAUUCUUGGACUUCAUCAAAGGACAAGCUAAGCUCUCUGGACGCACUCACUCGAAUUUGUAAAUAAUAGUCUAGAUCAGAGGAAUAGCGCUUCAAGCUGAUAUUUAUUAUUCAUAUUUUUAAUAUAACUACUAUCAUUAUUGAUAUUAACAUUAUUAUCAAGGGUUAGAUAGAUCAUCUGUAGUCUGUUUCCAAGUAAGCAAACUAAAAGGGUUUCUUUAAGGACCAGAAAAUCAUGCGUAUUCAAAUCUACUUCUUUGUACAUGAUUGUGAUGUAAAACACAUGGAUCAUGGAUUAUUUAUAACUAUUCAAAAUAGAUCCAAAUAGAGCAAAUUUCUUUUGCUGCAUUUAAUAGGUUAAGCAAGGUUAGGUAUGGUUACACUAGUUUUCCUUUUUAGCUGCGUAGCCACAUUUCAGACAGGAUGUCUCAUGACUUCGGCACGAUUAUCAGAAAAGAGUAUCGACUAGAUUAUAGAACGGAACCAGUUUAGCACCCGUCGCCAAAAUGAUAUUUGUGAAAUAUUUCAAGAGCGCGCGAAAAUCCUUCUGCCCGCCAGAAACAUUUCCAGAGAGUCGUGAAAAAGCGUGUGAAUAUCGAAGCAAGCGCAGAGAGAGGGAGAGAAUGACACCGCAGAAGCUUUUUGCCCUGCUCGAAAGGCGAGAACAGCUUAGAAGGGAUAAAGUGUGAAACUUAUUGUGCCGGUAGCAGCUUUUCUAUUCAUGUUAAAAAAAACAAAAGCUUCUAAAUUGUUUUUUUUUAAAUUUUAUUUUGGUUUAGUUAUGAACACUAGAGUAAAAUUGUAAAUUUUCCAAACCAGAGCGAACUCCGCAAAAUCGGAAAAUGGUUUGUCGUACAAAUCGAGAAAAAGUGCAUUUCAAAAGUGUAAAUACAAAUUGGUUAAAGUAGGCAUAGUAGAAAAGUUUACUAGGAUCCCGAGAUACUCGGUGCAAAAGUCCUCAGUAUAGCAGUAUCUUAAUUGUAAAGCUACUUAGAUAAGCAUAACUUUUUACUUCAAUCGUCGACGAUUCAAAAUAAACCUUUUUUUGCUACAAUA